AGUCAGUAACUGCCAUCAGUAAAGUAAGGGCUCCGCAGGGUCUGGGAUGAUGAGAAGGAAGCGGCCGAGGAUUUUGGGAAGUCUACGCAAUCCUGUUCCCCCUCAGGCUCUCUCUCUGCCCUCUGAUCAACCAAAAAGCACUCAUUUCUUCCCACCUCAGACUCCCAGGCCUCAGCCUACCUUUCGUACCAACCCUCUUUCAGUUUUCUACCCUACCACUUUCCCUGCCCUGACGAACACUUCCUACUUCCCCACCUUAAUGAUUGCUAUGCCCAGCUCCUCCUGUGUACACAAACUUUCCUCUAAGCACCCCUCUUAUUUCCCUGCCCCUUCCUACCUGUCUACCCUCAUGACUACCUCUUCUCCAAGAGCACUGCUGGAUAGUUGCCUAGUUCCUCUUUCCCACCUGGAAACUAGCUACUUUCAGCCAGAGGAGCAAAUCCUUCAGGCACUGAACAAGAGUUCUCUAGACCCAGAGCUUGAAAUUGGAGGAAGCAGAUGUGACCUCACAUCCUUGGGACCAGGGAAGCUGCAGCCAAAGACAGAGACUGGAAAUCAUGAAGUGGAAGAUGCUCAAUCCCUGGAUGAUCUUGAUGCCUUCACUCAGGAAAUACUGGACAGAAUAACUUGUCAUUGGUCAAGAACGCAAGUUUUACCAAAUAACGUUUCGGGAUGGAGAAAGCAGAGGGGGAAACGGAAGUGACAGGACCUCAGGAUUUCUAAAUAACUUCAGGACCCAAAAUGAUGCCACUAUCUACAAAGCUAAAAUAUGAUAUCUGGGAAAGAUGGUCAUCAGAAGCAUGCAUCCCAUGUAGCCAUUCCAUGGAUAAAAUAAACAAAGUGGACAUGGUUCACAGAAAUGUUA
Mus pahari (shrew mouse) is the source of this 865-nucleotide messenger RNA. RefSeq lists its product as uncharacterized. The coding region runs from base 47 to 703 and encodes 218 amino acids. The transcript is spliced from 5 exons. The record is from RefSeq and is a predicted model, not a curated record. Lineage: Eukaryota; Metazoa; Chordata; Mammalia; Rodentia; Muridae.